Molecule: messenger RNA, 2850 nt
Organism: Anneissia japonica
Lineage: Eukaryota; Metazoa; Echinodermata; Crinoidea; Comatulida; Comatulidae
Exons: 5
Coding region: 33-602 (189 amino acids)
Source: RefSeq, a predicted model, not a curated record
UCACUCUUUUGAAUAUACUUUGCAUUUUUCUGAUGGCUGUCUUAGUUAUGAAAAUAAAAGAAGUGGCACCCAAAACCAGCACUGCAACAAAUCAUCAGUUUUGGAAGAAUGACAUUAAGGUUGCCAGAGAGUACUAUGAUGUGAUUGGAGGAAAGGCACAGGGACAAAACAUUGGCAAGAAAUUGUUCCAAGAUUUUCAAGAAAAUCUAAGGAAACUAGACCACGGUGUAGGGUCAGGUACAGACACACUGAAAGGUCGUGAAGCUGCCUGUGUUGCUAGAGACUUUAAAGCAUUACUCAGUGCACUAGAGAGUGAGCCCUCUUAUCAGGAUAUUGUCCAACAACUGAAUGAACCACAACUGAAUGUAUCAAAUCAAAUACCAACAUCACCAAGUGAACCAGAAUGGUUAGGAAAUUUAGGCUGGCAGUCUAACACUUCCACCACUACACCUCAACGACCACCGUACCAAGAGAUUUACAGACUGGUCUCACAAGAUGACUUUCUUUUUCCUGGCACUCCCGAGCCUCAGUCAAGGUGUAAUAGUCUACAUGGAUCGUAUUCAAAAAUCACAGCAGAAGCACCUAAGGAAGAUCCUGUGUAAAAUUAUGUUGUCUUUACUUUUGCUGUGUUAAGUGAGCUUUUGAUCACAACAUCAUGUAAAGAAGCAGUAUACUGCUAUAAAUCUACACAAAUUGAUCACAAGAGCAUUGGAAUAUUUUUAAAAAUUUGUUUUCACUGUAAUCAAUAUUAGCUAGCAUAUAUUAUACAUUUAUAUUUGAAGCUAUGAACCAAUAGAAAUGUUUUGAUUACAAAAUGGUAAUUGUAGAUGAACUGCAUAUUUUUUUUCUAUGUGUCUAAGUCUUAUUAGAAGUUGAUAAAAUAUUUAUUAUUUUUAAUUGAGCUGUUCAAUACUUUAAUUGCUGUAUGUUAUGACAGGAGGUAUAACUUUAAUUAAAGAAGUAUUAUUAAUAAUAUAUAAUUAAGAAUAUGACACGGUAUAUUGGUAAUAAGAUUCUGUAAAAAUUAUAAAACAGAGUACCAUAUAAAAUACACCUAUUAGAAACAUAGAAACGUCUAUGGACAUGUGAGUCGGACAUCCCUUUAAGCACAGGGGCUUGUUUCAGAAGGAGUCCCAAAAACGUAAGAAAAUUUUGAGAAAAAGAAAUUUAAAAUGACAAUAAUAAUAACAAUACUCCUGUCACUUGCAAAGACAAUGAAUUUAUAGUCGUAUUAUGGAAACAGGUACAAAAAUAACAUUGGAUUACUGUCAUAUUUUUUACUUGGAUAAUUACUUAAUUAUUUUAAUUAACAGAUUAUUCAAUUGCCAAGUUAAAAAGGAAUAUUAAUAUAAUUGAUACAGUAUUUAUUUAGCUGUAAUACAGUGGAAGUUUCCAUUUAAAUUUUGAACAUUUCAACAUUUAGUUAACAUCAAUAAUUUGAUUUUAUUUGUAUUUCUACUUAUUUUGACUGGAUGUAUGUUUAAUACAACAGUACUAUUCUCCCUAAAUGAAAGCAAGAAGACUAAAGUUAAGUAUACAUUAUAACAUUGUGUAAUACCUUAUGUAACAGUUAACUCAGGUACUUCGAAAACAAUGCAAAUGUAUUUUAACAUGUGCCUUAAACAAUAUUUUGUAUCUUUAUGUAGAAAUUUAAAUAAAAAUUUCAAAAAUAUUCAUGUACCAUAAUAUAAUGUUGGGCAUCAGGCUAUAAAAAAAAAGAAAAUUCUUGUGUUGGCCUCGUUUUGGGAAAAUCCAAAAAAUGGGUAUGUUAGUAGGAAAAUGUUUUACUGAUUAUGUGUUUAUGCCUAAAAAGUAGAAAAUACACAAAAUUACAACAAAGACCAUACCAUUUUUAAAUCCAUAUUGAAGAGCAAACGACGCAUAACACUGUCGUAUCGCCUACCGUUGCAAGAUAAGCCUAUUCCAGCCUUUUUAGCUAAUUAAAAAAAUAUUUUCAUUGUAGUAAAAAUAAAUAAAUAAAAUGAAGACCCUACAUUCCGACCAUUUUGAGUUGGUCUGGGUUGGCCAACACAAUAUUUUUUUUUUAUUUGGCCUUAUGGCGAUACCCUAAGCACCACAUCAACACAUGUACCCAAUAGAAGCGUCAGUUGGACAGGUCUACCCAGGACCGCUCAUACGGGUCCAGGGGGCGAGGCUCUAGAGUAUGACAACUUAGGGUUAGAAAGGUUAUAAUUUUUUUUUAUCCCUGACAAGGUGGGGGAACCUCUCCACAGCCUGUUACUGGCACCACCCAUGCAAUAAUGCUGUACUUCAUCAGACAUUGUCAGAUCAUUGAAACGGUUAGAUCAAACAUUCCCCAAUCAAACAAGGCAUAUCUGAGAGCAUAUGCUUGGAUUAAGAAAUUAAAAAAAAUAUAUACACAAAUAGGUGCAAAUUUUUAUCAGUUUCUGUGUACUUUUUUGUGAUUCAAGUUUUACUGAUUUAAGAAAAUAUUUGAUGCAUAAUGUGUUUUAUAUUUUUUUCCUAUAUUGUUAUAAAAAUAGAACAUUAAUUAACAUAGAUUAAAUCUGUUUUUUACAAUCAUCAGUUUAACAUUUUUAGUUAAAUUGCGAGUUAAAAUCAUUGAGCAAUUGUAUUUUAUUCUGGUUCUGCUAAUGCUUAUAUUAAAACAAGUCUUUCUAUUAACCUAGAAUUGGUGCAAUAACUACAGUAGAUUUUUAAUAUAUAUUUUAUCACUUUGUAAUAUUAGCUACUAAAUACAAAUUAACUAUUUAAAUUGUUUUUUUUCUUGCCUAGGUAAUAUGCAUACAUUACAUCAUCCUUUAUUCUUUUUACAUAGACAGUAAUGAUAUGAGUUUGUAGUCAAUUAAAGGAACUGAAUAGUUUUAA